AUGGGCCUUAACUAUAUGAGCUUGCUCACACCAAGCAAAGCUCCUUUCUACGGCAUCGUUCCAGGAAACUCUUCUACACCAACUGGCUCGGUUACCCUCCCGGUCACAUUUGGUACAGAACAAAACUUCCGAACGGAGUAUAUCAAGUUUGAAGUAGCCGACUUUGAAUCUUCCUAUCAUGCCAUACUGGGACUGGCCAAGUUUAUGGCAGUGCCACACUACGUCUACCUACUCGUCAAGAUGCCGGGCAAUACAGGAGUCCUUUCCCUGCGCGGGGACCUCCUCAAGUCCUUCGAGUGCGAUAAGGAGGCAAUUGAUCAUGCUUCUACUAUUCGAGUUCCUAGCUCUGUCAGCGAGAUACUCGCCGCCUCUAAGGAGCUCUCACUCAACAAGGACUCGAUGCCUUCCAAGAAGUCAAGCCAAUCGUCGGUAAAACCAACUGGGGACAUGGGCACCAAGACAAUCCAGCUACAAGAGGGAGAUGACUCCAAAACUGCCAUCAUCAGAGGUGGCUUGAGCGACAAAUAG
Messenger RNA from Panicum virgatum (switchgrass), 528 nucleotides. RefSeq lists its product as uncharacterized. The transcript has a single exon. Bases 1 to 528 code for a protein of 175 amino acids. NCBI's taxonomy places the organism in Eukaryota, Viridiplantae, Streptophyta, Magnoliopsida, Poales, Poaceae. The record is from RefSeq and is a predicted model, not a curated record.